Molecule: messenger RNA, 1467 nt
Organism: Zygosaccharomyces rouxii
Lineage: Eukaryota; Fungi; Ascomycota; Saccharomycetes; Saccharomycetales; Saccharomycetaceae
Exons: 1
Coding region: 1-1467 (488 amino acids)
Biological process (GO): monosaccharide transmembrane transport
Cellular component (GO): membrane
Molecular function (GO): hexose transmembrane transporter activity
Source: RefSeq, a predicted model, not a curated record
AUGUCAGAGGCUCAAAGAUUACUAGGAAACUCUAAUAACAAGAAAUCCCAGGGUUUAACACGUAUCCUAGUGUUUGCAACAUUGGUUACAUGUCUGGGAUCAGUGCAGUUUGGAUACCAUACAGCGGAAUUAAAUGCACCACAAUCAGUUUUAACGUGUUCUGAAUUUAAAAUCCCCACAGAGGGUUUAUCUUACGAUGAUACUUGGUUAGGUAAGCAUGGAAUGAAACAAUGUAUCCCCCUAAAUGAUAUGCAAUUCGGUGUUGUCACGGCAGUAUUUUGCAUUGGCGGUCUACUAGGCUCGUUCUUUGCUGGUCCAUUAGCUGAUAUGUUUGGUCGUAAGAAGGCUAGUUUAAUCGCUAGUGUUUUGGGUCUAUUUGGCUCUUUGGUUCUUUUUGGUAGUAACUCGUAUGCGGCAUUGCUUGUUGGUAGAGUUAUCGUGGGCCUUGCUAGUGGUGUUUACGUGGUUAUUACCUCCCUUUUCAUCAACGAAAUAUGUCCCAUAGAGUUGAAGGGCGCAUUUGGAUCUAUGAAUCAAUUAUCGAUCAAUUCUGGUAUUCUAUUGACACAGACCCUUGCGUUGAAAUUGGCUGAUACUUACCGUUGGAGAUGGCUUAUGUUCGCAGCAGGCAUUGCUUCAGUGAUUAAUUUCUUUUUAUGGCUACUCAUAGAUGAAUCUCCCCGUUGGUUACUCUCCAAGGGCCAUGUUUCUGCUGCCAUCAAGUCUCUCGAGAAAUUACGUGGUGGGAACCAUGAAUUGGCUAAACAAGAAGUUCAAUCUUGGGAAAACGAAUUGGGCGGCGUAGCUGAUGGCGCAGCGGAAGCAUACACAUCAGCUAAACCACCAUCACCUUGGGAGUACGUCAAGAAUUCUAUUUAUUCUAAACCACGUACUGCUAUCGCUGUCAUUCUCAUUGGUCAACAGUUCUGUGGUAUCAAUUCUAUCAUCCUAUAUGGUGUUAAGGUUAUUAGCCAAUUACUACCAGACCACGCUAUUCAAAUCAACUUUGCGAUUUCGAUAAUUAACGUCGUAAUGACAUUUGUGGCCUCUUUGAUCAUCGAUCGUCUAGGCCGUAAACCAUUGCUAAUGGGGUCGGCUGCUGUCAUGGGUAUUGCUGCAUUGGCGAUCAGCAUCGGAAUAAAGGCAUCGAUGGCUGUUCUACUGGUUUCUUCUACUCUAAUCUAUAUCACAUCUUUUGCCCUAGGUUUGGGACCCAUCCCCUUGCUAAUCAUUGGUGAAUUAUCUGCACCCACGGAUGCUGCAACUGCUCAAAGCUUUGGUACAGUUUGUAAUUGGGUAGGCACCUUUGUCAUCGCAUUUGCUUUCCCUAUCUUACACGAUAUACUUGGUGGGUAUGUCUACAUGAUUUUCACUUUCGUGGCAUUAGCAUUUGUUUCAUGGGUCUACAAACACGUACCGGAAACCAAGGGCAAGGACUCUUACGAACACGUUUGGAGCGGUUAUUAA